UGCAUGGCUCAUUGUUCUGGUCCUGGAGACAGAGAAGAUGUUGAGUCGACUAAUGAGCGGAAGUGUCAAAAACCUGGACCGAGAAUUCAGCUGCACUAUCAGGCUGCUGGACGACACGGAAUAUACCUGCACCAUUCAGCUCAGUUUCACAGACACACCGGAUGUAACCUUCAGUGUGGCUUCUGUCACACCAACUGUCUGCCCUUGCAGCUGAGCUCGUCCACUUCCUGCCUCUGCGUGUUGUGCACCAGACUUCUACCUCUGAUAAGAGCACACAAACCAUAAACUACUUAUGUCUCCUAAUAUAGUCAAAGCUGGCUACUAAAACUGGCUACUACAUAAGCGAUAUUUCUAUAUUUUUCUCGACACAGCCCUCUGCUGCUAGAUUUCCAUAGCAACACUGCUUAGCAAUGGAAAAUACCUACUUUACCUCCUCAAAAGGCCAACAAUAUCCUCUCCAACGACCUGGAAGAGCUUGAGGAAUAUAUUGGACCACUAUUACUAUACCUACGUCAACAUAAACAAAGAGUCGACAACAAAGGCAAACACGUCACAACACCUACCUACAAGCGUCCAAGUCCAUCCAGCUCACUGAGAGAGAAGCCAAAGAUCAUCAAACUUCAUCAUGCUGCACAGAGCGGGAUGCCAAGGGCCAAUAUUUGUUUGAUCUCAUCUGCCACCAUUUGAACCUGCUGGAGAAGGACUAUUUUGGCAUCAGAUAUGUGGACCCAGACAAACAAAGACAUUGGUUGGAGUUUACCAAGUCAAUCUCCAAGCAAAUGAAAUCCCAGCCCCCAUAUACCAUGUGUUUGAGAGUAAAAUUCUACCCACCAGAUCCUGCUGCACUCAAAGAGGAAAUCACCAGGUAUCUUGUCUUCCUACAGAUCAAGAGAGAUCUGUACCAUGGCCGGCUCCUCUGUAAAACGUCUGAUGCAGCUAUACUGGCAGCUUACAUCCUACAGGCUGAGAUUGGAGACUAUGACCCAGGGAAGCAUCCCGAAGGCUACAGCUCCAAGUUCCAGUUCUUCCCUAAGCAUUCAGAGAAGCUGGAAAGAAGGAUCGCAGAGAUCCACAAGACAGAACUGAUGGGACAGACACCAGAAUCUUCAGAGCGAAAUUUCCUGCAGAAAGCACAGAUGCUGGAGACAUACGGUGUAGAUCCUCAUCCGUGCAAGGAUGUGUCUGGGAAUCCUGCUUUUCUUGCCUUCACUCCUUUCGGUUUUGUUGUACUUCAAGGAAACAAAAGAGUUCAUUUUCUCAAAUGGAAUGAGGUGACCAAACUAAAGUUUGAGGGAAAAUCAUUCCAUAUAUAUGCAAAUCAGAAGGAGGACAAAAAGAUCAUCUUGACAUACUUUGCACCAACCCCAGAGGCCUGCAAGCACCUCUGGAAAUGUGGAGUGGAAAAUCAAGCCUUCUUUAAACUGGAGAAGUCGAGUCAGGUGCGCACUGUGUCUAGUAGCAACCUGUUUUUCAAGGGAAGCCGUUUCCGCUACAGUGGACGAGUAGCCAAAGAGGUGAUGGAACAGAGUGCAAAAAUAAAACGGGAUCCACCUGAAAUACACAGGUCUGGUCUGGUUCCCAGCAGAAGCUGUCCAUCUAUCACUUAUGGGCCACGGCUGAGCAGCGUGCCACGCACACGCAGGAGAGCCGUGCACAUAUCCAUCAUGGAGGGCCUAGAAUCACUGAGGGACAGUGCACACUCCACACCUGUGCAUUCGAUCUCACAUAGCGAUUCGUUCAUACCUCAUUCCCACAGCCAGGUGAAUGAGUAUGGCAAUGUUGCAGAAGUAAUUGCUGAGGACAACUACAGCCCAUCGGACAGCGUUCUGCCUACACCAGUGACCGAGCUCAGUCCGGAGCCAGCUGCUGUCACCACACGUCAUGCUAAUGGAACUCCCUGCAGUACUGAGGAGGAGAAGGAGGCUGAGCAGAGCACAGUGGUGGUGAGAGAACCAGGUGAACCAGGAACAACAGCAAGCACUGCACUGGUGGUGCCUGUCGUCACAGAGGUGGAAGACGUGAACAAGUUUGUCCUAAGCGUCCUCCGUUUGCUCCUCGUAACCAUCGGACUCCUUUUUGUUUUGCUCCUCCUCCUCAUCAUUCUCACAGAAUCUGAUCUGGAUGUGGCCUUUUUGCGUGAUAUCCGCCAAACACCUGAGUUUGAGCAGUUUCAUUACGAAUACUUUUGUCCCCUCCGACGGUGGUUUGCCUGUAAGCUGCACUGGGUGGGGGGCCUGCUCAUUAGCAAAUAAGAAUAAAGUGCAGAAAAGAGUGAAUCAAGUGAAAUAUGGAUGAGAGAGAGAGAGAGAGAGAGAAUGGGGCAGCAAGCUUGAAUGCAACAAAACGCAGCUCCUGAUUCUGGCAAAGUGCCAAGAGCUCGCCAUCUUCUUCUUCCCUUUAGCCCUUCUAUUUUUGUGUUUUGACAUUGUUUGUACAUCUGUUAUAUAUUUUUUAUACCUUCUUUCUUUUAUCAUUAUUUUUAUGAGAUGAUACCUUUUUUGAUUAUUUUCCCUUUUGGAACAACAAAAAACAAAACAAAACAGAAGAACAAGAAAUAACUUGAGUUUAUUUAACUAUAACACAUACUUCAUUACUGUUCAUUAUGCAUUUAUGGUAAAUCUUUUAGGAGGUGGCACAAGAAGCUACAAGCCAAUUGUUUAAGUGAGGUUGGAAAAAAAUGGAGUUUAUGAAGAAAUGGAUUUGAACAUUUUUGGUAGACAAGGAAUCCCUUCAACAGAAUUCACUCUCAAUUCCUCCCUCAUUUGCCUGUUAAUAAUUUAUACAAUUUCUAAUUAUAAUUUAUAUAUUAUAAUUUAUUAGGGUGCUAUACCUUAAAGAAAAUAACUCAAGCACUGAUUAAUUAAUGAGCAGCAAUUCACUUAGCACGUGGUUCAAGAAGUUGGUUCAAGAGGUGGACUGUUAGUGGAGUGAGUGUUGAAUGUUGCUAAUCAAUAAAUGGUGUGGGUACGCUGAAGUAUUUUGACAGAUUAUUUUGAAGGCGAUAUGGAAAAAAAAAAACUGACCGUUGCAACCAGUAAAUGUAGUGUUCUGCCAUGUGACCCAGGCCUGUAGAGGGGCAAUGUUUUUGUGUGUGUGUGUGUUAGACUUAAAAUAUUUGGAAAAUUCAGUAUGUAGCUCUUAAAAGAAUCUUUUGUGUAUAUUGAAUGUGAAUUUGAACAGACAAAAAAAAUGAGCAAGUUCUUCUGAGCAUUCGCAUAUGCAAGAACAAAGGAGUGUGAGAAAGUUUGUGACUAUCUUUUUGUGAGGGGAGUAAGGGAAAAUUAUUUAAUGGUUAAAUGGUUUGGGUGAAAGGGCGUAGUGUGAUCAGGCUAACCAAUAGCCAAUUUGAACCCAACACCUCAGCUAGUUUAAUCGAUAUCGGGUAUGCGUUACUCCCUAAACUUUGAUAAUGUUGGAAGUUGAAUGAGGUACAGAAUGUAAACAAGUGGACUAAUUUCUGAUGUUGUGCUAUAUGGCCUUAUGAACAUUUUCAGAUUUUCAUAUAAUAUACAGGUCAUAUGAUCCUCUAUCCAGUUCAAGCUCCUAACACCCACCUAUUAUUUGUUUGCUAUGACAGACAUUUGUUUAUUUAUUAUGGUUGAACCUUGAGGCUAUGUCCUCACAUGAUAAAACUGAAUGAUGAAUAUGUGCACAUUCAUUUUGCAGCCAUUGUAGAAUUUCCAUUGUGGAUUUAUAGCCAAAACUUCUAAAAGCAAAAAAUGCAAAAAAAAAAAAACAAAAACAAGAUAUUGAAAAUUGUUUAAACACUAUCACAGAAUAUCUCAGAUUUCAUUAAGCUUAGUUUGACCCUUUUUUUCCUUUCUUAGGGGUGUAGGGGAAAAUUAUUUAAUGGUAAAAUCUUAUCAUUUUUAAUAUUUUGAAUGGUGUGUCCAUAGUACCCUGCAGGGAAUCUGUUCUUGUGGUAGGUUCUUCCCAAAAGUGGGGUGGUCCCUAGUGACUGGGUGGAUAUGUAAAUAUGUAGGGUACGGGUAUGAGUGUGUGUGUGUGUGUGUGUGUGUAUUAUUUAUAUAUACAUAUAUAUAUAUAUAUAUAUAACACAGACACACACACACACACAUAUAUAUAUAUAUAUAAAUUCUUAAGCAUAUGCAAAGAAAUGUAGAGCAAAGAUGCCUUCAAAAAUAAUGAAAUUAAAUGUUUCUACAUUAAAAAUA
Molecule: messenger RNA, 4175 nt
Organism: Pangasianodon hypophthalmus (striped catfish)
Lineage: Eukaryota; Metazoa; Chordata; Actinopteri; Siluriformes; Pangasiidae
Product: FERM domain-containing protein 5
Exons: 15
Coding region: 780-2252 (490 amino acids)
Cellular component (GO): cytoskeleton
Molecular function (GO): cytoskeletal protein binding
Source: RefSeq, a predicted model, not a curated record